This is a messenger RNA of Epinephelus moara (kelp grouper), 5589 nucleotides long. Its product is annotated as myosin heavy chain, fast skeletal muscle-like. Gene Ontology annotation, molecular function: cytoskeletal motor activity; ATP binding; actin filament binding. Bases 120 to 5504 code for a protein of 1794 amino acids. Lineage: Eukaryota; Metazoa; Chordata; Actinopteri; Perciformes; Serranidae. The transcript is spliced from 40 exons. The record is from RefSeq and is a predicted model, not a curated record. Gene Ontology annotation, cellular component: myosin complex.
UAAGGGGUCCAAGGAGAGGCUCAGGGAGUGUGGUGGAAGACCAGUGAAGUUCCUGCUUGUGGUUUGUGGAAUAUAACAUUCAUUUCACAAAGGGAAAGAGUAAGACAUAAGCCGCCACCAUGAGUACAGACGCGGAGAUGGCCAUCUAUGGCAAGGCUGCCAUUUACCUCCGUAAGCCAGAGAAGGAGAGAGUUGAGGCUCAAAACAAACCUUUUGAUGCCAAGAGUGCCUGCUACGUGGCCGAUGCCAAGGAGCUGUACCUGAAGGCAACAAUCCUCAAGAAAGAUGCUGGCAAAGUCACUGUCAAAGUCCUGGACACUCAGGAGGAGAGGACAGUCAAAGACGAUGACGUCUCUCCAAUGAACCCUCCCAAGUAUGACAAGAUUGAGGACAUGGCCAUGAUGACCCAUCUCAAUGAAGCCUCUGUGCUGUAUAACCUCAAAGAGCGUUAUGCAGCAUGGAUGAUCUACACCUACUCUGGGUUGUUCUGUGCCACUGUGAACCCCUACAAGUGGCUCCCAGUGUACGAUUCUGAAGUUGUAAGUGCCUACAGAGGCAAGAAGCGUAUGGAGGCUCCACCCCACAUCUUCUCUGUCUCUGACAACGCUUAUCAGUUCAUGCUUACUGAUAGGGAGAACCAGUCUGUCUUGAUCACUGGAGAAUCUGGUGCUGGAAAGACUGUGAACACCAAGCGUGUCAUCCAGUACUUUGCAACAAUCUCAGUUGGUGGAGACAAAAAGAGGGACAUGUCAAAGGGGUCACUGGAGGAUCAGAUUAUUGCAGCCAAUCCCCUGCUGGAGGCCUACGGUAACGCCAAAACUGUGAGGAAUGACAACUCCUCUCGUUUUGGUAAAUUCAUCAGAAUCCAUUUUGGCACAACUGGCAAACUGGCUAGUGCUGAUAUUGAGACAUAUCUGCUGGAGAAGUCUAGAGUGACAUUCCAGCUUCCUGAUGAAAGAGGCUACCACAUCUUCUACCAGAUGAUGACCAACCACAAGCCUGAGCUGAUUGAUUUGGCACUCAUCACAACCAACCCCUAUGACUUCCCCAUGUGCAGCAUGGGUCAGAUCACUGUGGCCAGCAUUGAUGACAAAGUUGAGCUGGAAGCCACUGAUAAUGCUAUCGAUAUCCUGGGCUUCACCGGUGAAGAAAAGGUAAGUAUCUACAAGAUGACUGGUGCUGUGCUCCACCACGGUAACAUGAAGUUCAAGCAGAAGCAGCGUGAGGAGCAGGCUGAGCCUGAUGGCACAGAGGACGCUGACAAGGUUGCUUACUUACUGGGUAUGAACUCAGCUGACAUGCUGAAGGCUCUGUGCUAUCCAAGAGUAAAGGUCGGAAAUGAAUUUGUCACCAAAGGACAGACUGUACCUCAGGUGUUGAACUCAGUGAGUGCCCUGGCCAAGUCUAUCUAUGAGAGAAUGUUCUUGUGGAUGGUCGUCCGUAUCAACCAGACACUGGAUACCAAACAAGCAAGACAGUUCUUCAUUGGUGUCCUGGAUAUUGCUGGCUUUGAAAUCUUUGAUUACAACACCUUGGAGCAGCUGUGCAUCAACUUCACCAAUGAGAAACUGCAACAGUUUUUCAACCACCACAUGUUUGUCCUGGAGCAAGAGGAGUACAAGAAGGAGGGUAUUAUCUGGGAGUUCAUUGACUUUGGCAUGGAUUUGGCUGCCUGCAUUGAGCUGAUUGAAAAGCCUAUGGGCAUCUUCUCCAUCCUUGAAGAGGAGUGCAUGUUCCCCAAGGCCACAGACACAUCCUUCAAGAACAAGCUGUAUGACCAGCAUCUUGGCAAAAACAGAGCAUUUGAAAAGCCAAAGCCCGCCAAGGGCAAGGUUGAGGCCCACUUCUCUCUGGUGCACUAUGCUGGUACCGUGGAUUACAACAUUGGUGGCUGGCUGGACAAGAACAAGGACCCACUGAAUGAUUCCGUUAUCCAGCUGUACCAGAAAUCCUCAGUGAAACUGCUGUCUGUCCUGUAUCCUCCCGUCGUUGAGGAGUCCAGUGGUGGCAAGAAGGGAGGCAAGAAGAAGGGUGGUUCUAUGCAGACUGUGUCUUCACAGUUUAGAGAGAACUUGGGCAAACUGAUGACCAACUUGAGGAGCACCCAUCCUCACUUUGUGCGCUGCCUGAUUCCCAAUGAGUCAAAGACUCCAGGCUUGAUGGAGAACUUCCUGGUCAUCCACCAGCUCAGGUGUAACGGUGUGCUGGAGGGUAUCAGAAUCUGCAGAAAAGGUUUCCCCAGCAGAAUCCUCUAUGCUGACUUCAAGCAGAGGUACAAAGUGUUGAAUGCCAGUGUGAUCCCUGAGGGCCAGUUCAUUGACAACAAGAAAGCUUCAGAGAAGCUGCUUGGGUCAAUUGAUGUUAAUCACGAUGAGUACAGAUUCGGACACACCAAGGUGUUCUUCAAGGCCGGUCUGCUGGGUGUCCUUGAGGAGAUGAGAGAUGAAAAACUGGCAUCUCUGGUCACCAUGACUCAGGCUAUGUGCCGGGGUUACCUCAUGAGAACUGAGUUUGUGAAGAUGACAGAAAGGAGGGAUGCCAUAUAUACCAUCCAGUACAAUGUCCGCUCAUUCAUGAAUGUGAAACACUGGCCAUGGAUGAAGGUGUACUACAAGAUCAAGCCUCUGCUGAAGAGUGCUGAAACUGAGAAGGAGCUGGCAGCCAUGAAGGAGAACUACGAGAAGAUGACAAAUGACUUGGCUGCUGCCCUGGCCAAGAAGAAGGAACUGGAGGAGAAGAUGGUGUCCCUUUUGCAGGAGAAGAAUGAUCUGCAGCUGCAAGUAGCAUCUGAAUCAGAGAAUCUGUCAGAUGCUGAGGAGAGAUGUGAGGGACUUAUCAAGAGUAAGAUUCAGCUGGAGGCCAAACUCAAAGAGACAACUGAGAGACUGGAGGAUGAAGAGGAAAUGAAUGCUGAGCUCACUGCCAAGAAGAGAAAACUGGAGGAUGAAUGCUCUGAGCUCAAGAAGGAUAUUGAUGACCUGGAGCUUACCUUGGCCAAAGUGGAGAAGGAGAAACACGCCACUGAGAACAAGGCCCGUAUUGAGGAACUGGAGGAGGAGAUUGAGGCUGAGCGUGCUGCUCGUGCCAAGGUUGAGAAGCAGAGAGCUGACCUCUCCAGGGAACUUGAGGAGAUCAGCGAGAGGCUGGAGGAGGCCGGUGGUGCUACUGCUGCUCAGAUUGAGAUGAACAAGAAGCGUGAAGCUGAGUUCCAGAAGCUCCGUCGUGACCUUGAGGAGUCCACUCUGCAGCAUGAAGCCACUGCUGCUGCUCUUCGCAAGAAGCAGGCUGACAGCGUUGCUGAGCUGGGAGAGCAGAUCGACAACCUCCAGCGUGUUAAGCAGAAGCUUGAGAAGGAAAAGAGUGAAUACAAGAUGGAGAUUGACGACCUCUCCAGCAACAUGGAGGCUGUUGCAAAAGCAAAGGGAAAUCUUGAAAAAAUGUGCCGCACUCUUGAGGACCAACUUAGCGAACUGAAGACCAAGAGUGAUGAAAAUAUCCGUCAAAUCAAUGACACAAGUGCACAGAAAGCACGUCUCCUGACAGAAAAUGGUGAGUUCAGCCGUCAAAUCGAGGAGAAAGAAGCGCUUGUCUCCCAGCUGACCAGAGGCAAACAGGCCUUCACACAGCAGAUUGAGGAGCUGAAGAGACAGAUUGAGGAGGAGGUUAAGGCCAAGAAUGCUCUUGCCCAUGGCCUGCAAUCAGCCCGUCAUGACUGUGAUCUGCUGAGGGAGCAGUUUGAGGAGGAGCAGGAGGCCAAGGCUGAGCUGCAGCGUGGAAUGUCCAAGGCCAACAGUGAGGUGGCACAGUGGAGAUCAAAGUAUGAAACUGAUGCUAUCCAGCGCACUGAGGAGCUUGAGGAAGCCAAGAAGAAGCUGGCCCAGCGCCUUCAGGAGGCUGAGGAGCAGAUUGAGGCAGUGAACUCAAAGUGUGCCUCUCUUGAGAAGACCAAACAGAGGCUCCAGAGUGAGGUGGAGGACCUCAUGAUUGAUGUGGAGAGGGCCAAUGGGCUGGCUGCCAACCUGGACAAGAAGCAGAGGAACUUUGACAAGGUGUUGGCUGAGUGGAAACAGAAGUACGAGGAGGGUCAGGCAGAGCUUGAGGGAGCACAGAAGGAGGCUCGUUCUCUCAGCACUGAGCUGUUCAAGAUGAAGAACUCUUAUGAGGAAGCUCUGGAUCAGCUGGAGACCAUGAAGCGUGAAAACAAGAACCUGCAGCAGGAGAUCUCAGAUCUGACUGAACAGAUUGGUGAGACUGGCAAGAGCAUCCAUGAGCUGGAGAAGUCCAAGAAGCAGGUGGAGACAGAGAAGUCUGAAAUCCAGACAGCUCUUGAAGAGGCUGAGGGAACUCUGGAACACGAGGAGUCUAAGAUCCUGCGUGUCCAGCUGGAGCUCAACCAGAUUAAGGGUGAGGUGGACAGGAAGCUGGCAGAGAAAGAUGAGGAGAUGGAGCAGAUCAAGAGGAACAGCCAGAGGGUGAUUGACUCCAUGCAGAGCACUCUGGAUUCUGAGGUCAGGAGCAGGAAUGAUGCCCUGAGAGUCAAGAAGAAGAUGGAAGGAGACCUGAAUGAGAUGGAGAUUCAGCUGAGCCACGCCAAUCGCCAGGCUGCUGAGUCCCAGAAGCAACUGAGAAAUGUUCAGGCACAGCUGAAGGAUGCGCAACUGCACCUUGAUGAUGCUGUCAGAGCCCAGGAGGACCUCAAGGAACAAGCUGCUAUGGUGGAUCGUAGGAACGGUCUCAUGAUAGCUGAAAUUGAGGAGCUCAGAGCUGCUCUGGAACAGACAGAGAGAAGUCGCAAAGUUGCUGAACAGGAGCUGGUGGACGCCAGUGAGCGUGUUGGACUUCUGCACUCUCAGAACACAAGCCUUCUGAACACCAAGAAGAAGCUUGAGGCUGACCUGGUCCAGGUCCAGGGAGAAGUGGAUGACACUGUUCAGGAAGCAAGGAAUGCAGAGGAGAAGGCCAAGAAGGCCAUCACUGAUGCUGCUAUGAUGGCUGAGGAGCUGAAGAAGGAGCAGGAUACCAGUGCUCACCUGGAGAGGAUGAAGAAGAACCUGGAGGUCGCUGUUAAGGACCUGCAGCACCGCCUGGAUGAGGCUGAGAACCUGGCCAUGAAGGGUGGAAAGAAGCAGCUCCAGAAACUUGAGUCAAGGGUGCGUGAGCUGGAGGGAGAGGUUGAGGCUGAGCAGAGACGUGGAGCAGAUGCUGUUAAGGGUGUCCGCAAAUAUGAGAGGAGAGUAAAGGAGCUCACCUAUCAGACUGAAGAGGACAAGAAAAACAUUACCAGACUGCAGGAUCUGGUUGAUAAGUUGCAGCUCAAGGUGAAGGCCUACAAGAGGCAGGCUGAGGAGGCGGAGGAGCAGGCCAAUGUUCAUCUCUCCAAGUGCAGGAAGAUCCAGCAUGAGCUGGAAGAGGCUGAGGAGCGUGCUGAUAUUGCAGAGUCCCAGGUCAACAAACUGAGAGCAAAGAGCCGUGAUACUGGCAAGGGAAAAGAAGCAGCUGAGUAAAGCGCGCUGAGUGUUUCACCGUGAUGAAUCAUAUAAUAUGAUAUAAUUCAUGAUGAAACAAUAAAGAUUAAGCUGUUUAUCUUAA